Molecule: messenger RNA, 813 nt
Organism: Papaver somniferum (opium poppy)
Lineage: Eukaryota; Viridiplantae; Streptophyta; Magnoliopsida; Ranunculales; Papaveraceae
Product: myb family transcription factor PHL7-like
Exons: 6
Coding region: 1-813 (270 amino acids)
Molecular function (GO): DNA binding; DNA-binding transcription factor activity
Source: RefSeq, a predicted model, not a curated record
AUGGCAGGUUCAAAGCGUUUAUCGGAUGGUUCAGCCGGCAAUAAACAGCGGUUUAAAUGGACACCAGAGUUACGUAGCCGGUUUGAAGAAGCUGUUAAUCAUCUCGGCGGUCCAGAUAGGGCAACACCCAAAGGUAUCUUGAAAGCUAUGACUCUCCCUGGAUUGAAUAUCUACCAUGUUAAGAGUCACUUGCAGAAAUACAGAAUUUCAAAGUUUAUCCCUGAAUCUUUUGACAGAGGAAGAACUGAGAGGAGAAAAGUUUCAGAAAUUCUGCCAAAUUUUGGUGCUACAUCUGGUGCUCAGAUUAAGGAAGCCUUGCAAAUGCAAUGGGAAGAACAAAGAAGAUUACAUGACCAGUUAGAGGUUCAAAGAAUGCAUUUGAAGUUUAAAAUUGAAGCACAAAGAAGGUACUUUGAAAGAAUUUCAGAUGAAAAUCGAAACCUUUGCUUCCACACACAUGAAUUUGAUGUAGCUGGAAAAUCAUCCAACACAUAUCCGACUCUUUUGGAUCAAGAAAAGGAGAAAUGCAGAAGCAAUUCCAUCCAAAACAUGCAAUCAUCGAGUAAUGAAGACGGAAAGAGAUUUAGCCUUCCACCAAAAAUCAACGAAACUCAUUUUAACAACUAUAGAGGAGGGGACAAGAUGAAGUUACAGCCAAGUUUUGAGCUUUAUCAAUCACAGAAUCUCGAGACCAACAGACAUAAAACAGUGGAAGGGAUGCAACUUUGGGAUGGUGCUGAAGUUUCAAAUGAACUUGGAUUUUCUUGGCCUAGUAUGUCCGGUGAAACAUCGUCGAUAUCAAAUUUAGGGUGA